GAUACGAUGACGACAGCUUCCGUGGUGUGCACACCUGAUAUGACUACAGCUAAUCUAACACAGCAAGCUAGCAAUUUAGUUCUCCUUUUGGGCGAAACACAUUGUAGACGUACGGAUUUUACAACUAUAAUAAUAGCUAUAAUAGAGUAUGUUGGUUUGAUCAAUAGUCCACUUCUUAAAUUAUGCUUAAAUGUUCGCUGUUAACAAACCAGUAUGCUACUACUUACCCGUUUUGCUUGAGGAUGGACUCUAAACGAGAGAAAGACCAAGAUACAGACUUCACUAAGAUAACUGCUGUGCUGCUUAAGUCUCGGACGGGAGAAUUUGAUUUAGAGUCCAUCCUGUUUCUGAAGCUCAGAGGUCUUGGAAUAUGUGAUCUUGGAUGUAUUGGAGAAUGUACUAAUUUGGAGAGACUGGACCUUUCUGGCAAUAACAUCACAAAGCUGGUUCCUCUCUCAUCCCUUCGACUUCUUAUUGUACUCAAUGUCUCUGCCAACAGAAUUUCUAAUUUGGAAGCCAUCUCCAACUGUGACAGUUUACAGAGCCUAAAUGUGGCUGGAAAUCUAAUAUCUAGUAUUGAGAACCUCCACUGCCUUCAGUCUUUAAGAAAGCUGGAAAACAUACGACUGAAAGAUAACACUUACAAUUUCUCGAACCCAGUUUGCAAAAACACAUCAUAUAGAAGCACUCUCCUGGAGAUGUUCCCAAACAUCAAAGUACUGGAUGGUGAAAGAGUGGUUGGACGUGGGAGUGAUUUGUAUCAGUUAUGUAAAGACAUUGAUGAUACAAUCAAAGCUGGAUUAUUCAAGAAUGGACAACUACCAGAACUACCUGAGCAAUGGGUGGAGGAUGGCUUCUGGGAAAUAAAAAGAUCAAACAAUGCAAUUAUUGAAGAAGCCUACAAACAGUUUAAUGAUGUUCUCCACGAAUGCAGACUCCUGAACAACAGAGCUGCACAUAUCAUCUCGCAAACUGAGAGAUCUCUAAGCCUCAAGAACCAGCCAAAGCAGUAUGCUGUGUAAAAUUGGCUAUUUGGCCAAAUGAGAGGAUUUUAUGUUUGUCGUAGUUAAUUUUUAAAAUGUAUUCCAAGAUUUUGUCACUUUUCUGACAUGAAAAUGUCAUUGCUUAAUGUAACUUUUUUGUGUUUGUGUUUAUAUCCAAAUGCUUGAUCCAGCACCAGUACCAGCAUCCUCACAUGCUAAGUGUUCAAGCAUUAUGAGUCUAUUGGUGUGAAAAGGUGUUUUCAUGAACACCAAAACAGACUUUUUACAUUUGUGCUGCUGAUAGCUAUGCUGCUUUUAUAUGAUUGGGUUUUUGGUUUAGCAUUUUUACAUUCCUUUUCAGGUCUCUCAAGCUUUCCUUGUAACAACGCUUGAAUUUUCUAGGACUUUUUUGUCCCAUGUUUUAUGCUUGCACUAGAAGAGCUACUACUUUGCUUUGAUAUAUUCUAACCAGAAUUGUGGUUGCUCAAUGAUAGUCCAGUGGAUAUCAAUAAGCCUAAACUUAAAUUGAUUUGAAAAAGAAAGCUAUAAUAGCAUUUGAUACUUUGACCCAUUAAAGGUAACCUGCAAUUGA
Molecule: messenger RNA, 1575 nt
Organism: Osmerus eperlanus (European smelt)
Lineage: Eukaryota; Metazoa; Chordata; Actinopteri; Osmeriformes; Osmeridae
Gene: lrrc61
Product: leucine rich repeat containing 61
Exons: 10
Coding region: 183-1022 (279 amino acids)
Molecular function (GO): protein binding
Source: RefSeq, a predicted model, not a curated record